Molecule: messenger RNA, 1140 nt
Organism: Linnemannia hyalina
Lineage: Eukaryota; Fungi; Mortierellomycota; Mortierellomycetes; Mortierellales; Mortierellaceae
Source: the annotation of a GenBank genome assembly
AUGACUACCCUGCAUGGCACAGGCCAGCCCAAAAGCUUAUACCGACCCAAUGCCGUUCCUACUUCCUCAGCCAUCCGUCUUCACCCUGCAGGAUCUGCAGUCGAUCCUACAACUACACAACCGGGAUUAUCGGGAUCUGGAUCUGCACCCAGAGUCAUUGUCACGGCACCAGGAGAAGCGGGAGGAACAGGGCGGCGGUCGGCUCGUUUUGUGGACGAUGGGGAUGAUACCGACGGCGGUACAGACACCGGCUCCUCUCGCCACAACUCGCCGUCAACACCAACCAGUCGAACGUCGCAUCACUCCAAUAACGUUACGUUCCAGACGCGACCCAGGGGUUAUACCGCCGACUCUGCACACUCUGCAGAGUUCCCAACGUUUGCUGCAUACCGCCAAUCCCAACGCGGGAACUUUGAUGCACUCGCGCAGCGGUUUAAAAGGGCUUUUGCGAUCUCGCAGCAGACUACCGAGCAGCAACAGCAGCAACAACAGAUGGCUAUGAUGCAGAGCCCGGCUUCUAAAGAAUUGUCGCCAAGCAUGAUCACGGAUCCUCCAAGCUACGAUCAGACCACGGGAGAGCCUUCCAUAUCUUCACCCCCAACCAUCCCUCUCACAGCGACUACACUCACCGCAGGAACCACAAGGACAGGAGCAGGAGUACAAACAAGAUCCCGCUCAGCAUCCACCGCAAGCAUGAUCAGCGACAUUGCAGGAAGACUGCGAUCUGGAUCUCUAUUCAGUCGUUCCAGCCCCACCACCAACACCACCACUAGUAGCAACAAGAACAGUACCACCAUUUCCAUCCUACCGGCUACCAAAACUGCAACGGAUCCGUUACACUACACAUACAUCUCGAGUGGCGCCAACAGUGAAGUCACUCGACCCAGCUUACUCUCGUCUCCUUCUCAUUCUGCAACGUAUUCUUCGUCCCCUUCUUCAGCCGCGACUCAUGCCACACCGACGAUGAUGACGUCGGCGUCGACGACCAUAUCUAUGGAGAUCAUGCCUGUACUAGAACUUUUGGAGUCUCAGUCGCCUUUACCUCAGACAGGGCAUGACCGGACACCUUCGUCACCGACAGAUGUUCAAACCCUGUCGUCAAUACCCCCACCAGAUCGAGAGCAACAUCCUCUGACGUAA